GCCAUGGAUGGGUAUCUCCAUGGUGGCCGCUUUGCUCAUCAGCCCGUCUGUCAUGCUCAGGGUCUUGGGGGCUCGAGGUCCCUCCCGCGCCCUGCUUCCUCUCCCGGCCCGGCUCGGCUCGGCUCUGCCCCUGCUGUGGCCGGUCCCGGAGGCUCCGGGCGUCGGAUCCGCGUUGGGCCCCGGGGCACACCGGAAACAACGUCACGGGUCCCGGCGUGGGGAUCGCGAGCCAGGCCGGAAGUGGCUCCCGGAAGCCCAGGGAGGGCGGGCAGGCGAGGGACGGAGGAGCAGGAGGAGGAGCAGGAUGGAGCAGCAGCAGCAGCAGCAACUGCGCAGCCUGCGGGACUUCCUUCUGGUCUAUAACCAAAUGACGGAGCAAUGCUUCCAGCGCUGCGUCUCCAACCUCAACUACCGGACGCUCACAAGGGAUGAGGAAGCCUGCUUGGACAGCUGUGCUGGGAAACUUGUGCGCUCCAACCACCGCCUGAUGGCUGCCUAUGUCCAGCUCAUGCCCUCCAUUGUCCAGCGCCGGAUAUCCGACUACGAGGCAGCCAGCCAAGUGGCUCAGCAGGAGGGCAGCCCACCAGUGACUCCAGCUGUGUCCCUCCCAGGGCCCAGCAUCAUCAGUACCUCCUAAUGUGACCCAGGAGUGUCUGCCAACUCAACGCAGCAUGGCUUCAUCCACACGGCAGCACAUGGGGCAGCCUGCUUGUGGCUCGUGGCUGGCUCUCAAUGGCUCCUGCAGCCUGUGAGACUGCCACAGGACUCGCUUGCACUGUGGAGGCUGGACUUGAUGGCACCGGCAUGGAUGGGAUGGUGUCAGCCGCUCCACCUCCUUCUUAGGCCCAUUUCUCCUGACACAUCUCAGUGGGCUGUUUCCUGUGACAAUAAAACCACUUUCUUGCUCAGAUCAUUCUGAUGGGCACCUUCUAAAUUGUAAAGUACUAUUUGGGACGUACUUUUUUAAAAGUAACAAAAGCUACAACAACAUCAA
Molecule: messenger RNA, 994 nt
Organism: Rhineura floridana
Lineage: Eukaryota; Metazoa; Chordata; Lepidosauria; Squamata; Rhineuridae
Gene: TIMM10B
Product: translocase of inner mitochondrial membrane 10B
Exons: 4
Coding region: 8-637 (209 amino acids)
Cellular component (GO): mitochondrial intermembrane space chaperone complex
Source: RefSeq, a predicted model, not a curated record